This is a messenger RNA of Staurois parvus, 338 nucleotides long. NCBI's taxonomy places the organism in Eukaryota, Metazoa, Chordata, Amphibia, Anura, Ranidae. The record is from the annotation of a GenBank genome assembly.
CCUGGCUCCCGGACGGUGAUUCCCUACCAGCACCCGGCAAUCACCGAGGAACAGUGACAGGGGAGAGCACCAACAUGCUGAUUUGUAUUGCUUUGCAUACCAGAGCAAUACAAAGCAGUUUGUUUCCCUAGUAAAACAGCACACAGUUAACCCUCUGAUUGCCCCACAUGUUUACCCCUUCCUGCCCAGUGUUAUUAGUACAGUGUCAGUGCUUUUUAUUAGCACUGAUCACUGUAUUAGUGUCAUUGGGAUGUCUGUGGCAGUUAGUUCCCCCCCACUGUCAGAAUGCCCGCCGGAGUCCUGCUAAAAGUCACUGAUCACUGCCAUUACUAGUAUAA